This is a messenger RNA of Penaeus vannamei (Pacific white shrimp), 819 nucleotides long. The record is from RefSeq and is a predicted model, not a curated record. NCBI's taxonomy places the organism in Eukaryota, Metazoa, Arthropoda, Malacostraca, Decapoda, Penaeidae.
AUGAAAGGAACGGAGUUGGGAAAGCGAGCUGUCAUGACAAGUAUCGGAGGAGGAGGUGGCAGCGCACUCAGGACAUCUUUCGUCUGUGCAGUUUGUGAAAAGAUCUUCAAUCACAAGGGCAACUUCAUGAAGCACUAUAGAACACAUACUGGAGAGAAGCCAUUCCAGUGCCCCAAAUGCCCCUAUAAAGCUACACAAAAAGCUCAUUUAACUACCCACAUGUUGGGAAGACAUGGAGAACUCCUCCAUGUGUUUAAUUCAAUGGAAAACUUGGGAAUUACAAUGCACAUAUGUAUCUGCUCCUGUGUUAGCAGGCAUUUCAGAUAUAAAGGAGAGGUUAAGGAAGAUAUAUCCAUGGGACAACGCCAGAGGGUGAUUGAUGGGCUGCCAGGGUUGACCCCCACCAGUGUCCUCCACCCUUCUUCAGCCGUACACCUCAGUCCUCACUUUCAGCCUCAAGACAGAGUGCAAGAGGCUCACCACCUGGGUAGUUCUUCAGAGGAAAGAACUAUUACUGAAGGCCCUGUUGCAGGACAUGAGAGUCAUAGUUGGGGUGAUGGCUCACAUCCACGUCUCUACCCAUGUCCUGUUUGUAAUAAGCCAUUUACACAUAAGGGGAAUCUUCGAAAGCAUAUCAGGAUACACACUGGAGAAAAGCCAUUUGCUUGUUUUUAUUGUCCCUAUCGUGCCAAUCAGAAGAUAUUACUACAGCUACAUACACAAAAGCGACAUUCACAAGCUGAUCAGAAUUGGCAAGAUAUUAAACAUAAACCAGUAAACAUGGUUGAGAUCCAGCAGAAAAGAAACUCUGCAGAUUAA